GAGGAGAAAGCCCACGAGCAGAGGAGCUGAGGCGGGCGCCACACUGCCCCGCGCCCGGCAGGCUCACUCGCUCCCGAGACGCGCGGGCGGCCGCCUGGGCGCACUAGCCGGGUCACCUUGUCCCGGAGGAGAAAUGGGUCCCAAGAGGCAAGCGUGACCUUCAAGUCCAGCCCACCAGCCUGACCUCAGUCGGGGAGGAAAGCACCAUGGAUGGCAUCAUUGAACAGAAGAGCGUGCUGGCACACAGUAAAAUUAGUGAUGCUGGCAAGAGGAACGGCUUAAUUAACACCAGAAACUUCAUGGCUGAGAGCAGAGAUGGCCUGGUGUCUGUGUACCCUGCACCCCAGUACCAGAGCCGCCGGGUGGUGGCUGGUGCUGCUCCAGCAACCCUGGACAGCAGCAGGAAUGAGCCAGUCCAGCAGCUGUUGGACCCCAACACCCUGCAGCAGUCAGUGGAGUCCCACUUCCGCCCUAAUAUCAUCCUCUACUCAGAGGGUGUGCUACGCUCCUGGGGGGACAGCGUGGCUGCUGACUGCUGUGAGACCACCUUCAUCGAGGACCGGUCACCCACCAAAGAGAGCCUGGAGUACCCAGAUGGGAAGUUCAUUGACCUCUCAGCUGACGACAUCAAAAUCCACACCCUCUCCUAUGAUGUGGAGGAAGAGGAGGAGUUCCAGGAGCUGGAGAGCGAUUACUCCAGCGACACAGAGAGCGAGGACAACUUCCUCAUGAUGCCCCCACGGGACCACCUGGGCCUCAGUGUCUUCUCCAUGCUCUGCUGCUUCUGGCCUCUGGGCAUCGCGGCCUUCUACUUGUCCCAUGAGACAAACAAAGCCGUGGCCAAGGGGGACUUCCACCAGGCCAGCACCAGCUCCCGGCGGGCCCUAUUCCUGGCUGUGCUCUCCAUCACCAUUGGAACUGGCAUCUAUGUGGGUGUGGCCGUGGCCCUCAUUGCCUACCUCUCCAAGAACAACCACCUAUGAGCUCCAUCCAGGCGCAUAGCUGAAGAACUGGGGACACUUGUGUGCAGACAGAGAAGGCAGGGCUGGCAAGGGGUGGACACACAGGGAGACACACCUAUAUGAUGCUGUACAAUAUAAGUUAUUGCUGAACCACUCCAUAAAGCCCUGGAAUUUUCUCCCCUUGAAUUUCUUUUGUUUUUACCCUUUAGUUUCAUUUUCACAGCAUUGUGUAGAGCAAGAGACAUUUGGGCACUGUGAACCCUUCCAAGUGGAAUUUCCAAAGAUCUGGAUGGGUUCUGCUGGAUCAAUGACAAUGCUUGUCUCUACAGCCCACCCGUGCCUGGAAGGCCAUCACAUUAGCAAUAUACAAACUAACAAAUGUGGCUUUUAUGGAAUAUGGUGCAAUAGGCAGAGGGCAGAGGACGUGUCACUCUCCUGUCUGUGGCCCUGCAUCUCCCAGCCCACCACCUUCCCUGCAGGAAGAAAAUGGGACUGAGCAGAGAGACAGACACAACUGCUGGUAGGAUCACUAGCUGCCACUGAUCUCCCCCAGCCCUGUGAACACAAACCCAGAGUUGUGUGGGAAACAUGCACGGUUUAUGUUUCAUUUCCUCCACGCUGUCCCCAGCCUAAGAACGUUGAGGCUCCUGCAGAAUGUGCCAAGCUCAGCAGCCACUGUGCAGAAAUAUGCAAUUUUGGGGCCUUGUGAUCUAGGGCAAGAAGGGGGCAGGCCAGGAACCCCUCCUCCCCCUGACCAAGACGCCUCCCAGAAGGACCCCUGGCUUUGCCCCAAACAUUCUCAUGGCGGGGCUGGGUGGCCACCUUGGCACAGACACAAGGGGAUGCUUCCAGGCGCCUAUGCUGACACUCACCUUGGUGAUAAGAAAUGACACUAGUGAUCUUAAAAAGGAGAUGAACUUUCUCUGUCGACUAAAUCAAUAGCUAUUUUCUUGUCAUUUUUUAAGUGCAGCUAUUGCUUCAUGCUACUUAAGUUAUCAGAUGAAUGCUGAGAAAUAAGUAAUCACAGACAUUUUAUUACCAUUUCAUUGAUGUUUGAAGAGUGUUCAU
This is a messenger RNA of Talpa occidentalis (Iberian mole), 2030 nucleotides long. It is a transcript of the gene SYNDIG1, whose product is annotated as synapse differentiation inducing 1. The transcript is spliced from 4 exons. The record is from RefSeq and is a predicted model, not a curated record. The coding region runs from base 207 to 983 and encodes 258 amino acids. Gene Ontology annotation, biological process: synaptic vesicle clustering; positive regulation of synapse assembly. NCBI's taxonomy places the organism in Eukaryota, Metazoa, Chordata, Mammalia, Eulipotyphla, Talpidae. Gene Ontology annotation, cellular component: intracellular membrane-bounded organelle; excitatory synapse; synaptic vesicle membrane.